Bombyx mandarina (wild silkworm) is the source of this 462-nucleotide messenger RNA. RefSeq names its product odorant-binding protein 1 (gene Obp1). Gene Ontology annotation, cellular component: extracellular region. Gene Ontology annotation, molecular function: odorant binding; dibutyl phthalate binding. The record is from RefSeq and is a predicted model, not a curated record. Gene Ontology annotation, biological process: olfactory behavior; sensory perception of smell. Lineage: Eukaryota; Metazoa; Arthropoda; Insecta; Lepidoptera; Bombycidae.
AUGGAGAGAAAGGAUUUUUAUUUGUUGAUCGUUGUUGUUGCUUUGACUAGUGGAGUUAGUUCUAUGUCGAGACAGCAACUUAAAAAUUCCGGGAAAAUGUUAAAGAAACAAUGCAUGGGAAAAAAUGAUGUCACGGAAGAGGAAAUAGGAGAUAUAGAAAAGGGAAAAUUUAUAGAGCAAAAAAACGUUAUGUGUUAUAUAGCGUGUAUCUAUCAAAUGACUCAAAUUAUUAAAAAUAACAAAAUAAGUUAUGAAGCAUCAAUAAAACAGAUCGAUUUGAUGUAUCCUCCAGAACUAAAAGAAUCUGCUAAAGCAUCAGCCGGCAGAUGCAAAGACGUUUCGAAAAAGUACAAGGAUAUAUGUGAAGCAUCGUACUGGACUGCGAAAUGUAUGUAUGAAGACAACCCUAAAGAUUUUAUCUUUGCGUAAUUUUUAAAAGUUAAAAAAAAAUGUAAAAUAAAA